CAGCAUCACUCUCUUUAGAUCUGUAAGCACUCUCUGGUCCCUACCGUUCACAUUCUCACCAUCCAAACAGCAUCACUCUCUUUAGAUCUGAGUCUGCAAAUAAAACCUUGAAUACUUGAGUUCAGUCAGUCCAUAAGCAGUUAAGACUGAAGGGCCAUAUUUUAGCAUAUUGUACGUUUUGUAGUUUGCUGACAUUAUGGAAAAGCAGAACUCUAACAACAUGAGUGAAGCAAACUCCUUGGCUGUUGGAAAACAAGAGGGAAGUCUUGUUAAUGUUGACUUAAAAGGUGAAGGAGAACUAAUGAAGGAGAUGCAAUCUCUAAGCAUUGUCAAGAAUGUCUGUGGACUGGACAGUGACAAUGGACAUGGUGACAUGGGUCAAAUAAUGGAUGAAAGCAGGGUUCUGAAAUCUACAGCUACAGAAGAGAGUUUAAACAAUGGUAUUGAAAACAAAGACCUAAGCAAUGUGAAUAAUAGUAAUGAUUCAACUUUGAAAGCUUCAUGUGAGAAGUUAGAUGCCCAUAUUGAACAUGAUCAAAGGAAGCAUAAUGAUGGAGAUAGGGAUUAUAAAGAUCAAGAAGAAACUGACAAGACUACAGAUGGAGUUUUUGGGGAAGAACAGUUAGAGCCUAUUUUUGAUGGGACAGAGGUUCUUGAAAUGGAAUCUAACAGAGCUGAGGGAUUUGCAUGGCCUGAGAAGGCGGUGAAAAUUAAGAAUUUUGUCAAGCAGAAGAGUUUAGUUGCAGUCACCAGUUUACUUCAUCAUCUUUCUAGAAAAGGGUAUGAGGUUGAGCAUGAUGCUCCUGUUGAUGAAGAUAUAGGGGGUUCUAAUAUUGAAAGUGGUGAAGCAAUAGCGGUUUCUCCAAAAACAACAGGGAAAUCUGUUUGGAAUCCCCUAAGCUACGUUAUGCCACAUGAUAGUGAUGCUGAAAACAAAGAUGACCCAGGGGAGAAUAUCAGUAGAGAGUCACUGUUUCCUAUUGCCAUGAAAGGAAGAAUUAUAGUUUAUACAAGGUUAGGGUGCCAAGAUUGUAGAGACGUUAGGCUGUUUUUACACAGAAAAAGGCUUAGAUAUGUUGAGAUUAACAUUGAUGUCUACCCUGGUAGAAAGGCAGAGCUAGAGAAAUUCUCUGGCUCUUGUGCUAUUCCUAAGGUCUUCUUUAAUGAAAUACUAAUGGGAAACUUGAGCAAACUAAAGAGCUUAGAUGAAUCUGGCAAGCUUGCUGAGAAGAUUGAUUAUCUUAUUACUGAAGAACCAUCAUUUGAAGCUCCCUUGCCACCUCUUUCUGGUGAAGACGAUGUCUCCAGUGGGGGGCCUAUUGAUGAGCUAGCUCUAAUCGUUCAAAAAAUGAAAAGCAUUAUAGUUGUUAAAGAUCGGUUUUACAAAAUGCAUAGGUUCACAAACUGUUUUCUGGGUUCAGAAGCUGUGGACUUCCUAUCAGAGGAUCAGUACUUGGAAAGAGAAGAGGCAGUUGAAUUUGGGCGGAAGCUUGCUAGCAAACUCUUCUUUCGACAUGUCCUUGAUGAGAAUCUAUUUGAGGAUGGCAAUGGCUUAUAUCGGUUCUUGGACCAUGAUCCUAUUGUGUCAUCUCAAUGUCACAAUGUUCUGAGAGGUAUAAUCGAGUUGAAACCAAAGCCCAUCUCAGAAAUUUCAUCAAGGAUGCAAUUUUUGUCAUAUGCAAUCUUUGAAGCUUAUGCAUCAGAAGAUGGAAAACAUGUUGAUUACAGAAGUAUCCAUGGAAGUGAGGAAUUUGCAAGGUAUUUAAGAAUAGUCCAAGAACUCCAAAGAGUAGAAAUGCAAGACAUAAAAACAGAGGAGAAGCUCGCUUUCUUUAUAAAUUUAUACAAUAUGAUGGCUAUCCAUGCAACACUGAUUUUGGGUCAUCCUACUGGACCCCUGGAAAGAAGGAAGUUGCUUGGAGACUUCAAGUAUGUUAUUGGCGGGAGCACAUACUCACUCUUAGCUAUUCAAAAUGGCAUUUUGAGGUGCAAUCAAAGACCGCCAUACAAUCUUUUGAAGCCAUUUGGUGUAAAUGAUAAACGUUUACAGAUUGCCAUCCCUUAUCCAGAGCCUCUAAUUCACUUUGCCCUGGUUUGUGGUACCCGAUCUGGGCCUGCUCUUCGAUGCUACUCUCCUAGAAAUAUUGAUAAAGAACUGACGGAAGCAGCUCGGAAUUUCUUAAGAAAUGGAGGACUUAUUGUUGAUGGAAAAGCAAAAGUUGCGUAUGUCAGUAAGAUCCUCAAAUGGUAUAGUGUGGAUUUUGGCAAUAAUGAGGCAGAGUUAUUGCAGCAUGUCUCCAAUUACUUGGAACCAAGUGAUUCUGAAGUCUUGCUGCAGUUACUAGAUAAAGCUCAGUUGAAGGUGAUAUAUCAGCCUUAUGAUUGGGGUUUGAACUGUUAGGGUUAGAUUUUAGCUAUUUUCUGUGCCAUAUAAAUGCUCAUGAUGAUUCCAUAGGUAAAAAAUUUUGAAUGAGAAUAUUUGUUUUAUCAUGUUGUAAAACUGGAUAUAUACGGCAUACAACACAAAUGAACAGAUAUUUACUGA
This is a messenger RNA of Rubroshorea leprosula, 2545 nucleotides long. Lineage: Eukaryota; Viridiplantae; Streptophyta; Magnoliopsida; Malvales; Dipterocarpaceae. The record is from the annotation of a GenBank genome assembly.